Molecule: messenger RNA, 1145 nt
Organism: Lactuca virosa
Lineage: Eukaryota; Viridiplantae; Streptophyta; Magnoliopsida; Asterales; Asteraceae
Source: the annotation of a GenBank genome assembly
AUUCUCCCGUUUCACUCCGAACUCAACGGUCACUAGCCCUUUUCAAAAACAUGAACCCUAAUACCCCCAAAUCCAAAAAACCAUAAACUUGACCGUUUAUCUGCUUUUCUUUUUCUCAUUCCGUCUAUGGAGACCCUUUAACAAUUCGAUUCCUCAAACACCCAUUAGAAGGCGGACGAACCCCCUUCAAAUCUCUGUAAAUUAAGAACAGAGAGACUCAGUGUCGAUCUGUAAUGGGUUGUUUUAUUGGGUGUUUCGGUGGUUCUUCCAGGGAUCAGAAACGUAAAAGACAGAGGUACAAGGUGAUUCUUCGAGAUCAAAAACCUAAAAUUGAAAACCCUGUGAAAGCUGAUGCAUCUUUGGGACAAAGCAUCAUAGAGAGUCCCUCGAAUUUAUUUCCAGAAUCAAGAGAAAAGACGGAGGUCCCAUUGAGGUUGAAGAGAAGGAAAAAGGUUACGUUUGAUACAAAUGUGACAACCUACGAGCAUAUUGAAGUGUAUGAUAGUACUGAAUCUUUAUUGGAAAAUAACGAAAAAAGUGAAACUUUUCCUAAAUCAACCCAAAACGUCAAAGAUGAUUCAGUUGUGUCAAACAUACCAAACUAUAGGUAUGGGAAUUGCCUUGAAAGUGAUGAUGAAUUUGAAGAUUUAGAUCAUGAAGAAUAUGAUUUGGAUGGCGAUGAUGAUGAUUUGGAUGAUGAUGAUGAUGAUGAUGAUUUGGAUGAUGAAGAACAUUAUGAUGAUAAUAAUGAGGACAUGAAGGUACAAAAUAGGAAUGGUUAUGUUCUUUCUGUGUUGAACCCCGUAGAGAAUCUUAGUCAAUGGCAAGCUUUGAAAUCGAAAGGGAGACCACAAAAACCAUUGAUUUUUAAAGAGCAAAAGGAGAAUUUGUCUCUGAAUACCAAAUCAUUAAAACACAAGAACUUGAAUCAAGAAACAUCAGUAGACGCCAAGGGCAAAAGGGUAAUUUGGCAGAAUACCUUAAAACUGGAGUCUAGUGGGUAUGUUUUGUGGGUAUGGACCAUGGAGGAUAAGAAGAUGCGCACAACCAAAUCUGAAAUCUCUGAAUUUGUUUUCCGGACCCGGUUAAACCUCGUCUCGAAAGAAGAACAUUGUAUCUUGUCCGUGGGGGGCACUGAUGAUUAG